This is a messenger RNA of Cuscuta campestris, 1404 nucleotides long. The record is from the annotation of a GenBank genome assembly. NCBI's taxonomy places the organism in Eukaryota, Viridiplantae, Streptophyta, Magnoliopsida, Solanales, Convolvulaceae.
ACCUACAUUUUAUGUCAAGAUAUAACUUUAAAGUACAAAAUGGGGUACAAAGUGGGGUGAGGAGAACAUAUUGUGUAUUCAACCAAUAAUUUAAGAAUGUGUUUGCUCACCCGGGCGGCCCGGCCUACCCAUCUGGGAUACAAGUCCCCCACCUCGUGUAUCUGUAGAUCACAAGUUCACGACCCUCGACUGAUAGAGGUUUACACCGUUGGAGCCUUCCAAGCAGAAUGAUCCCAUCGACUUGUAUAUGCGCCUCUGCUUUCCAGCUCCCACCUCUCUAUUCUUCCUCAACCAGGUGUUCCGCAAUUGGCGAGAGUUGUGCAAUUGAAGCUCGAAAUCUCAGAUAUUCGGUUCUUACAAAACAGGGAAAAGAACUCCCAAUUCUAAACGACUGUUCCCUGAGCAUUCCUUCUGGCCAGCUAUGGAUGCUUCUUGGGCCCAAUGGCUCCGGAAAGUCUACUCUUUUGAAGAUCUUGGCGGGGCUCUUGUGUCCUAACAGUGGUUCUUUUUAUGUGAAGAAACCAAAGAGUUAUGUAUAUCAAAAUCCAGACCACCAGGUGGUGAUGCCUACUGUGGAAGCUGAUGUGGCUUUUGGUCUAGGGAAACUCAACAUAUCCAUGGAUGAGAUCAAGCCUAGAGUGGCAAAAGCUCUGGAUGUUGUUGGCAUGUAUGAGCAUUUGCAUAAACCAGUUCACACUCUUAGUGGAGGUCAGAAACAAAGGGUAGCCACUGCUGGUGCUUUGGCAGAGUCAUGUCAAGUGUUGUUGUUAGAUGAACUGACUACAUUCUUGGACGAAAAUGAUCAGAUUGGGGUGAUUAAGGCUGUGAAGAAAUCUAUGCAUGCAUCUAAAGAACUUACUGCAUUGUGGGUCACCCACCGACUCGAAGAACUUGAGCAUGCAGAUGGUGCUGUUUACAUGGAAGAAGGCAGAAUCGUUAUGCAAAGUGAUGCAUUGAGUGUAUCUGACUUCAUUGAAGUUAGGAAGGCCUCUUAUCUGGAUCAAAUCAAUUUAUGACCAUCUUCUCAGAAGAAUCACAUUUACCCUUUGGAUCAAAUGGUGCACCAUAGAUUUUUGGUGUAUGAUUUCAAAUGAUGCUAUUUUUCUUUAUUGGGCAGCUCGUGAUUAAUUUUACGAUUUUGAUUUCUAAAUAAAUUUUAACUACCUGAAGAGUUUUAAAAAGAGGAACAAAGUUGAGCAAAGAAGUGUGUUGGAAAUACCUUCAAACAAAAAUGGAGAUGCAUUGCUUGCUUGAGUACCAGCAGGUUUCUUUAACAUUUGAUCUAUAGUAGAAGCAUGUUGGCGUAGUGGCAAGGAAGCCACUCCAAGCUUCUUUGCAUUUCGAGCCCCCCUCAUGCGCUUUAGAGGUUGAGAUUAUUAGAUUGAAUACACUACUGGGUUUGGG